AUGUCUUUUGCAAGGCUUCUUUGUCUGUCCCUUGAGGUCGCAGGAAUGUGGAUUACGGCUAGCCCACCGAACCCGUCUCCCACCAAGCAACGCUGCUUGAUUCCAAAUUGGAGAGAGGAGUUUUUGAGGAAGCUUGCCUGGCCUUGCGUCUUCCUGAGGACGAUCUUCUGGUUGACUGCCCUUACGGAAGCAAUGGCUAUCGUCACUAAUAUGGUUUAUUUAUCCUCUAAGAGCCGACGGCCCUUCAUCAUGGAAUUCACUCUCAUCACGUCAAGUUUUCCACAUGCGCUCUCAGCUGAGAGGGUAGCCGUUACACCGUUAUCUUUGCUGGGAAGCAUGACCACCUUUCUAGGCGCGAUGCUCCGCGUCUCAUGCUACAAUACGUUGGGAAAACUCUUCACAUUCGAGCUCAGUCUCCAUCGAGGACAUCGUCUCAUCACCGCCGGCCCGUACAACUACAUUCGACACCCAAGUUAUACGGGCAUGAUCAUGACCAUUAUCGGGGUUAUCUGCAGCAAUGCUGCUAAAGGAUCUUGGCUCCGGGAGAGCGGCAUCAUUCAUUUCCCCCUUGUGCAAAUCACCGUGGCCUACUGGCUGACGGUGGCAAUGGCGGUGAUUGUUAGCCUUGUCCUGCGUAUACCAAAUGAGGAUGAGAUCCUCCGACAGGCGUUCGGGGAAGAGUGGACGGCAUGGUCGAAGAAAGUGAAGUAUAGUCUCAUUCCAGGCUUUUACUGA
Messenger RNA from Pleurotus ostreatus (oyster mushroom), 735 nucleotides. RefSeq lists its product as uncharacterized. The transcript has 3 exons. Gene Ontology annotation, cellular component: membrane. The record is from RefSeq and is a predicted model, not a curated record. NCBI's taxonomy places the organism in Eukaryota, Fungi, Basidiomycota, Agaricomycetes, Agaricales, Pleurotaceae. Gene Ontology annotation, biological process: C-terminal protein methylation. Gene Ontology annotation, molecular function: protein C-terminal S-isoprenylcysteine carboxyl O-methyltransferase activity. The coding region runs from base 1 to 735 and encodes 244 amino acids.